Molecule: messenger RNA, 1467 nt
Organism: Sitophilus oryzae (rice weevil)
Lineage: Eukaryota; Metazoa; Arthropoda; Insecta; Coleoptera; Curculionidae
Product: sepiapterin reductase-like
Exons: 4
Coding region: 513-1307 (264 amino acids)
Biological process (GO): cilium organization; tetrahydrobiopterin biosynthetic process
Molecular function (GO): sepiapterin reductase (NADP+) activity
Source: RefSeq, a predicted model, not a curated record
AAUAUGAGGGGUCGGAGAGGGGGUAAACGUCAUAUAAAUGGAUCCGUGGGCUUGUUAUCAAGAAGAGAACGUCAUUAAUUUCGAUGAAAAAAUAACAAAAUUCGAAGACGAUUUUAUUCCAGAAAACUACGACAGAUUACCCGAUCACAAAGAGUAUUUAGAGAUACUAGAGUCAAAGCUGCGUAAAAUUAAGACAAAUCCUAGCGUCCUUCAACAGAUUUUAGCGAAAAAGGACGCGUACAUGGUACAGUUAUUAACUGACGAAACGACUAGUUUUACUGAAUCAACCUGUCUGGACGAACCAAUUCAGAAUUCCCAACUUUUACGAACACUGUUACCUCAGAAACAGGCCUUAAAUCAAGGCGAGGUCGUGGACUUGAUUAAAUUUGAUCAAUUAGCUCUAGAAGUUGAAGAAGCUGAAAACAGCAGUGUUACUAAUAAUAAACUAGUCACAAAUCAAAAUAAUAUCAAGAAUUCUUCCUUAUAAAAAGUCAAGACUAUACUAAAAAAAUAUGGCAAAUGCUGUUAAUUUUUUGAAAAAAUCUAUUAUCGUUAUUACCGGCGCAUCAAAAGGUAUAGGACAAACGAUUGCAGUAGGUUUAGCUAGAAAUUUGUCCCAAAAUUCAAUUUUUGUACUGAUUGCACGUAGUGAGAAAGGUUUAGAGGAGACUAAGAAACAAAUUGGUGAAAUUGAUAAAGGAAUCACUGUUUUAACAUAUGUUACUGAUCUUUCAAAACCAAAUCUCGAGGUGUUUGUUGAUAUUUUUAAUAAAGUUCUUAAUUCUAUUGAUUCUACUGCAAUAGAAUAUGGGUAUGUCUUCCAUAACGCCGGUUCUGUUGGAGUUAUAAAAGAAACCACCGAACUUGGCGAUCUGCAAACUUGGAAGGACUACUAUGAUCUUAAUCUUUUUUCAACAGUUUUAUUAAAUAAUGUUUUCAUUCAAAAAAUUCGUCCCAUUGCUCCUCAGUUGGUAGUAGUAAAUAUAACGUCUUUGUGUGGUAAUAAACCUUUCACAAAUUUGUCAAUGUACGGUUCUGGCAAAGCAGCGCGACAGCUGUUUUUUAAGGUUUUGGCUGUGGAACAGCCCAACAUUAUUGUCCUGAAUUACUCACCUGGGCCUGUAAAAACGGAAAUGUUUGACUCAAUUUGUGAUACGGCCGAUUCGAAAGAACUGAGAGAUAGUUUUGAAAAAGUGAGAAAUACUUCGGUUUUAACAACAAAUCAGACAGUGGAAAAAAUGUUGGAGAUUUUAGAAAAGGGUGAUUUUGUUAGUGGGGAUGUCAUCGAUUAUUUUGAUAGGGUUUAAUUUGAUUUAUUUUAGCUAUAUAAUAAGUGCAUUUAAGAUUUAAGAUGUAAGAACCUAAAUUUAAGACCAGUUAGGUCACCUAAAUUCCAUAAAAUAAAAACUGCUUGUGUUUAUUUUAUAUCUUAAAUUAAAAAUAAUUAUCACCUUGGUGUUAUAUUCC